AUGUCAGGCGUGACAACUACAAAGAAUGCAGCAGCAGGAUUCCAUGAGGAGAACCUGGUCUUGUGCUCUCUGGACCUCUUUAUAGCUGGGACUGAGACCACCACCACCUCUCUACGCUGGGCUCUCUUCUACAUGAUCAAAUACCCAGAUAUACAGAAGAAGGUCCAGGCUGAGAUAGACAGAGUGAUCAGAAAGGAACGGCAACCUUCAAUAGCAGACAGAGUGCAUCUUCCCUACACUGAUGCUGUGAUCCAUGAGGUCCAGAGGAUGGGCAAUAUUGUUCCCCUGAAUGUGCCCAGGAUGACCACUAAAGACACUACACUGGGAGGUUACUUUAUUUCUAAGGGUACAGCAGUGAUAACCAAUAUAUCCUCAUUGCUUUUUGACAAAAAUGAGUGGGAAACACCUGACACAUUUAACCCCAAGCACUCUGGAAAAUUUCGGAAAAGAGAUACUUUUCUUCCAUUUUCAGCAGGAAAGAGGGUGUGUCUGGGGCAGCAGCUCGGUCGGAUGGAGCUGUUCAAGUUCUUCACUUCAUUUCUGCAAAAGUUCACCUUCUGUGCUCCUCAGGGGGUAGAUGUCAGUUUGCAUGCUCAAAUGGGAUUCACUCUGUCUCCACGACAUUUUAAAAUAUGUGCCAUCCCUCGAUAAGCCAAUUAAUUAUUCGUCUGGAGG
Molecule: messenger RNA, 675 nt
Organism: Lepisosteus oculatus (spotted gar)
Lineage: Eukaryota; Metazoa; Chordata; Actinopteri; Semionotiformes; Lepisosteidae
Source: RefSeq, a predicted model, not a curated record